This is a messenger RNA of Canis lupus familiaris (dog), 1621 nucleotides long. RefSeq names its product cyclin B1 interacting protein 1 (gene CCNB1IP1). Bases 164 to 997 code for a protein of 277 amino acids. Gene Ontology annotation, molecular function: ubiquitin protein ligase activity. Gene Ontology annotation, cellular component: synaptonemal complex. Gene Ontology annotation, biological process: reciprocal meiotic recombination. The transcript has 4 exons. The record is from RefSeq and is a predicted model, not a curated record. Lineage: Eukaryota; Metazoa; Chordata; Mammalia; Carnivora; Canidae.
CUCAGCCAGUCCCUGCGGGGUCAGGUGUCGGAGUGCCCUCGACCCUGUGACCUCGGCAUCUUUUCUUUUUUCUCUUCUCUUUUUCUUUCUUUCAUCAAAGUAACGUUCUUGACGGAAUCCGUUGGUUAAGAGGUUUCCUUUCAGCUUCGGGAGACUUUCUGCUAUGUCUCUGUGUGAAGACAUGCUGCUGUGUAACUACCGCAGGUGUCGACUCAAACUCUCUGGCUAUGCCUGGGUCACUGCCUGCUCCCACAUCUUCUGCGAUCAGCACGGCAGUGGAGAGUUCAGUCGUUCCCCAGCUAUCUGCCCUGCCUGCAACAGUACCCUUUCUGGAAAGCUGGACAUUGUCCGCACGGAACUCAGUCCCUCAGAGGAGUACAAAGCCAUGGUGCUGGCUGGACUCCGACCGGAGAUCGUGUUGGACAUCAGCUCCCGAGCACUGGCCUUCUGGACGUACCAGGUACAUCAGGAGCGUCUCUAUCAGGAAUACAAUUUCAGCAAGGCUGAGGGCCAUCUGAAACAGAUGGAGAAGAUAUAUACUCAGCAAAUACAGAGCAAGGAUGUUGAAUUGACCUCUAUGAAGGGGGAGGUCACCUCCAUGAAGAAAGUGCUAGAAGAAUAUAAGAAAAAGUUCAGUGACAUCUCUGAGAAACUUAUGGAGCGAAAUCGUCAGUAUCAAAAGCUCCAAGGCCUCUAUGAUAGCCUUAGGCUGCGAAACAUCAGUAUUGCUAACCAAGAAAGCACCCUUGAACCAUCCAUGAUUGCACAAUCUGGUGUUUUUGGCUUUCCAUUAGGGAACAACUCCAAAUUUCCUCUGGAUGGUACACCAGUACGAAAUCGGGGUGGCGGAGAUGGAGAUUUUCAGUUCAGACCAUUUUUUGUGGCUUCUCCCACAGCACCGGAACCCAGCAACAGCUUUUUUAGUUUUGCCUCCCCAAGUCGUGAGUUAGAACAGCAGCAAAUCUCUAGCAGGGCCUUUAAAGUAAAAAGAAUUUAGCUCACUUUACAAAGUAUUUCUCUCUUCACUAUCAGUGAUCUCAUUUAGCAAAUAAACUUUUAUUCUAGUUAGGAGUCACCGAUCUCUGUGUACUGUUACAUUUUCAACUUAGGAGAAACUCAGUGUAGGUAGGAGUGGCUUUAGAGUCUGGUUUCUUUUCCUGUUUCCAUUAUUUAAUGCAUGAGCAUUAUAUUAAAGUCACCUUUAUUGUGAAUUGUUGAGUUUUCACCUGUAGUGAAAAUGUUACAUUAUUAUUGCGUGUUUUGUGGAUCUCCAUUUGUUUUCUAUGUUAUUUCUGACUAAACUAGGUGUUUAUGUAUAUAAGCACCUAUGUUACAUGUCUGCUUGUCACUUUGUGUUCUCGUAUUUAUGCAUAUAUGUAUAUAUGUAUAUUCCUUUAUAUUAAUAUUUUGUUGUAUUUGCAAGUAUAUUUGUGUGAAGAUUUUGGUCUCAGGAAAUGGCAGGUGAAUCUACAGUUUGUUAUUUGGGUAUGUUUAUCUAUUUGUAUGUAUUUGCCCUUGUAUUAAUUUGUUUGGAGGUACGCUCAUGUGGGCGAAUAAGAAGACAAUUUGACGCUUGUAUGUUGUCUGUAUUUCUAUUUAAUAAAGUUAUUUUAUAAGUUGA